Messenger RNA from Penicillium samsonianum, 1914 nucleotides. Its product is annotated as shugoshin family protein. Gene Ontology annotation, biological process: meiotic chromosome segregation. Bases 1 to 1914 code for a protein of 637 amino acids. Gene Ontology annotation, cellular component: chromosome, centromeric region; nucleus. The record is from RefSeq and is a predicted model, not a curated record. The transcript has 4 exons. Lineage: Eukaryota; Fungi; Ascomycota; Eurotiomycetes; Eurotiales; Aspergillaceae.
AUGGCUCGGUUGAAUGACUAUGCGGCUCCUGCCGAGUCCAUUGAUGCUUUGAAGCGACGAUUUGUGCGACAAAACCGUGAGAUCGCGAGGGUGAAUUCCUUGCAAUCUCUUCGUAUUCGCAGCCUAGAGUCGGAAGUGUCGCAUCUACUUUCGGAGAAUGUGUCGCUUCGGAAACAGGUCAUCAAUCUCACCCAGGAAACUGAAAGACUGGAAGCAGGGAAAAUGCUGCACAAUGGAAUAUACGACAUCAAAUCCAAGCUAGAUGCCAAACUAGCCGAGUUGAGCAAUUUGGCGGCAGAUUUGGGCUCAUUACCCCGCAAGGUGGGCAAGAUUUGCGACGAACAGUCUGAUAGACCCAAGCAGGCGGUAGAGUCGAGACCUAGGACAGAAGACAUGAUGGAAGGCGAAGAUGGAAGGCUUCCUGCCAUUGUCGAGGACAAAUAUUACCCUCGGCGGACCCUAGAGCCCCAGGAACUCGACAGCCUGGUCCACGACGACCACAGCAUUCUAGAUUCUCCGCCACAGUUCAGUUUCAUGCCGGAGGAAGAGGAUGCACCCAUCGAACAUUCAAGUCCAUCGCCACCGGAAUCAACAUUCAGAAGCCAGAUCAACAAUGAUAUACCCGAAGAACCAGAGCCAUUACUUCCUCCAACUCUCGAGACACGCAAGAAAAAGAAGUCGAGUUCGAUUAUUGCGCCUGAAAUUAGCCCAUUGCCAACAGAACGACAACCAAAUCCGCCCAUUGAUACAACACAGCACGCAACAUCGGUUUCGACGAAGCGCAAAUACAUACCCGAAGAUGAUGACAGGUUUACGUCCAACCUUAAUGUCGACGAAGAUGAAUUCCAAUUCACCCGCCCCAGCCAUAGCCCAAAAAAGCAAAUGAACCCAUUCGAAGAUACACAGCGAGACCAGUCACCCACUAAAAGCCAUGUUGAAGUGACAAGAGGAUCAAAAACCCCUGUCCUGUCUGUGCGGAAGGUCCUCGAACCAAAGAGUGCAAAUUCCAAUCUAGGCUCUCCCAAGAAGGCCCGCAUGUCUUCGUACAAGGACUCUAAGCUUCUGCAAAGGUGUACCAAGGGUGACGAGAAUAACAACUCGCCACAGAAAGUCAAGGAUGCCGAGAAACUCAGUGGCAAGACCGUCAAUCAAAAGCCGCGAGUGUCCAGAAUCGCCCCUACAAACAAAGAAAAGCGCGCCAGUCGCUCUGCCCCUCCCCAGCUGGAAGAGCCAGCCCCACGCCAGUCAGCACUGUCACCACAUCCGAAUGCAAUGAGGACGGAGGAAGAGUCUGCAAUUCGGCCUUCCCGACGUCGUGGUGCUGUGGUUAGCUAUGCAGAGCCUAACCUACGGGACAAGAUGCGCCGCCCUACCAAGGAAAUGAUCGAUGCUGUUGCACUUGGAUCGCGAAGGUCCUCCAGUUUCCUGGCAGGUCGGGAAAGUUUGGACGGCGCAGAGGGCGGCCACACCCAGCCUCAUGGCAGUCUCCCGGCUGAUUUCACUCUUGCGGCGCAGAGCUCAGAUCUUUCCGUGGAUGGAUCCUCAGAACAGCUGCUAGCAAUGGUCUCCCGUAGAAAACGCAAGGUAUCGUCGACCCCAAAAGACGACAGCGAUGCGGGGAAUCCAAGCUCUGGCCUUAAGAAAGAGAUCGAGGACAGUCUGGCGGAUAUCUCAGCCCAAGUAUCUCAAAAGCCAUUGAAUUCGAGGCGUCAGACUCGACGUCACUCGUCAAACCCCAAAAGUACAACAGCAAACAUGGCACAAUACGACGUGGACCAGGGUGAACCACAAUCCCCAAUCGGCGACUCUCCAGAAGAUGAAGACUCAUUUGGACCAAACGGUGCUACAAUGGAUACCAGUGACGUUAGGCGUGGCCAGCGCGUUGCUGCAAGGAGAAAAAGCAUGAUGGUAUGA